GGGUAGGCUAAAAGCUCACGCUGCAGCGACGUUGAUCUUCGUAUACCAUGCACGCUGCUGGUCGGUUCUGCCCUGGACGCGAGUUCCAGUUCCGCCAAUGAGACGACAUGCACCCGCAUGGCCGCGCCGUGAAAUCUUCUUCACGGGCCCAGUCCGCUUCACGUGUAUCUCCAAUGCCGAUCAGAUGCAACGAUAUGUACCUGACGGGCUGCUGCCGGGAUGCCCGGAAAGAGUAGUGCCGGCCAGAGUGUCGACGGUGUUCAAGUAUCCCCAGCUCCUUCAGCGAUUGAAUAGAAAGGUAAGCUGUCAAAACGUCGGCCGUGAGAAAAGACAACCGUACACACCAUGACGUGGACACACACCUUCGAUUCCUCGCCCGAGGCCGAGCUCAAGGACGUUCUACGGCCGGACUUCCACUGGGGCUUUGCAACCGCCGCCGCCCAGGUCGAAGGCGCCUGGAACAAAGACGGCAAAGGCGAGUCGAUAUGGGACAAGUUCUGCCACACGCCGGGCAAGGUGAAAGACGGCAGCACCAACGAAGACGCCACGCGCGCAUACGACCUCUACAAGGAAGACGUCGCGCUCAUGAAGAGCUUCGGCGUGACCGCAUACCGCUUCUCGCUGUCCUGGUCGCGCAUCAUCCCGCUCGGCGGCGCCGACGACCCCGUCAACGAGACCGGAAUCGCCUUCUACAACAACCUCAUCGACGAGCUGCUCGCAAACGGCAUCACCCCCUUCGUCACCCUCUUCCACUGGGACACCCCGCAGGCCCUCGAGGACCGCUACGGCGGCAUGCUGAACCAGGACAAAUACACCCCCGACUUCGUCCGCUACGCCCGCCUCUGCUUCGCCCGCUUCGGCGACCGCGUCAAGCACUGGAUCACCUACAACGAGCCCGGCGUGUACACGCUCGCCGGGUACGCCGCGGGCGUCCACGCGCCCGCGCGCAGCUCGUUCCGCGAGCUAAAUGCAGAGGGGGACAGCAGCACCGAGCCCUUCACCGUCGCGCACACGCAGCUCGUCAGCCACGCGCACGCCGUCAAACUCUACCGCGCGGAGUUCAAACCCCAGCAGCAAGGCGUGAUCGGCAUCACCCUGCACGGCAACUACUCUUUGCCAUGGGACGCCUCGGACCCGGCCGACGUCGCCGCAGCCCAGCGCGCCCUCGAAUUCGAAAUCGCCUGGUUCGCAGACCCGAUCUACGGCCCGGGCGACUAUCCCGCCUCCAUGCGCGCGCAACUCGGGUCCCGCCUGCCCUCCUUCACGCCCGAAGAAAAAGCCUUGGUCCAGGGCUCCUCGGAUUUCUACGGCAUGAACACGUACACCACGUUCUUCACCCGGCACCGCGACACACCCCCAGAGCUGACAGACCACCUGGGCAACAUCGACAAGCUCGACACGGACGCCGCCGGGGUGUCGCGCGGCGCGGAGAGCGAUACCGCGUGGCUCCGCGCAGCACCCACGGGCUUCGGCGCACUGCUGCGCUGGGUCUGGGAUCGGUAUCACGUCCCGAUCUACAUGACCGAGAACGGCACCACCGCGCAGGGCGAGCACGUAUCCUCCCCCCCCUCCCAAGACGUCCUGGACGACACAUUUCGCGUGGACUUCUUCAGGGGCUAUGUGGGCGAGCUAGCAGCGGCUGUCAGGGAUGGCGUGGACAUAAGGAGCUAUUUCGCCUGGACGUUUACGGAUAACUGGGAGUGGGCGGCGGGCUACGGGGAUCGGUUUGGGUGCGUGUGGGUGGAUCUUGAGAGUGCGGAGAAGACGCGGUUUGCAAAGCGGAGUGCGUGGUUCUUGAGGGACUACUUUGGGCAUUUGAUUCAGGGGAGGGAGGGGAGGGGGGGUAGUGGUAAGGGAGAACUUCGGGGGUGA
Messenger RNA from Boeremia exigua, 1872 nucleotides. RefSeq names its product glycoside hydrolase superfamily. The transcript has a single exon. Gene Ontology annotation, molecular function: beta-glucosidase activity. Lineage: Eukaryota; Fungi; Ascomycota; Dothideomycetes; Pleosporales; Didymellaceae. Bases 346 to 1872 code for a protein of 508 amino acids. Gene Ontology annotation, biological process: carbohydrate metabolic process. The record is from RefSeq and is a predicted model, not a curated record.